AGCGGCAGAGGAUCCCUGCAGUCAGUGGCUCUGCCUCCACUGGCUCUCACGCACACUCCACUGGCUCUCACGCAGCCUCCACCAGCAGGUACCAUGAAGGUCUCCGCAGCCACCUUUGCAGUCCUCCUCGCCACUGCCGCCUUCUGCGCUCCUGCCUCUGCCUCCCCAUAUGCCUCGGACACCACACCCUGCUGCUUUGCCUACAUCUCCCGCCGACUGCCCUUCACCCACAUCCAGGAGUAUUUCUACACCAGCAGCAAGUGCUCCAUGCCAGCGGUUGUCUUUGUCACUCGAAAGCACCGCCAGGUGUGUGCCGAUCCACAGAAGAAAUGGGUGCGGGACCACAUCAACUCCUUGGAGAUGAGUUAGGAUGGAAGGCGUCUUGAACCUGAACUCAUGCAGACUUCCCUAGUGCUUCUUGUUUGUGCCCUAAACCAGCUUGGGAGACGCCCCCCAAGCCCCUACUCCCACCCCCUCCUGGGAGGGCACAGAUUCCACCAGCCAGCAGCAGCUGUAAAA
Molecule: messenger RNA, 519 nt
Organism: Ailuropoda melanoleuca (giant panda)
Lineage: Eukaryota; Metazoa; Chordata; Mammalia; Carnivora; Ursidae
Gene: CCL5
Product: C-C motif chemokine ligand 5
Exons: 3
Coding region: 94-369 (91 amino acids)
Biological process (GO): inflammatory response; positive regulation of cell migration; eosinophil chemotaxis
Cellular component (GO): extracellular region
Molecular function (GO): chemokine activity; CCR chemokine receptor binding
Source: RefSeq, a predicted model, not a curated record